Messenger RNA from Paramisgurnus dabryanus, 2854 nucleotides. RefSeq names its product POU class 4 homeobox 1 (gene pou4f1). Gene Ontology annotation, biological process: regulation of transcription by RNA polymerase II. The record is from RefSeq and is a predicted model, not a curated record. NCBI's taxonomy places the organism in Eukaryota, Metazoa, Chordata, Actinopteri, Cypriniformes, Cobitidae. Gene Ontology annotation, molecular function: RNA polymerase II cis-regulatory region sequence-specific DNA binding; DNA-binding transcription factor activity, RNA polymerase II-specific.
CGAGAUGUGAGGGACUCAGGUGUAAGAGCGCUCCUCAUCCGCGCAUAGCGCAGCCAAACGCAGACAGACGCGCUACAGGCAUCUCCGCUUUACCAGCGACUGCAUGUGAAUGACCGCUUGAAGAGGAACCGGAUCCUUGUAUAUUUGUUUUGUAUUUUCCAAGCUUUUUGAGCACUUUAUCCGAAGCGGAUCACUCGCAAAGAUGAUGUCCAUGAACAGCAAACAGCCUCAUUUCGCCAUGCAUCCCACCUUACCUGAGCACAAGUACACAAGUCUUCACCACUCGAGCUCGGAGGCGAUCAGGAGAGCCUGUCUACAAACUCCACAGCUGCAGAGCAACAUCUUCGCCAGCUUAGACGAAACGCUCCUGGCCCGCGCCGAGGCUUUGGCGGCAGUGGACAUCGCCGUGUCCCAGGGUAAGAGUCACCCGUUCAAGCCCGACGCCACGUACCACACGAUGAACACCGUGCCAUGCUCGUCUACGUCCACCGUGCCACUCGCCCACCACCAUCAUCACCAUCAUCACCACCACCACCAAAACCUCGAGCCGCCCGACCUCAUGGAGCACAUCAGCUCGCCGUCGUUGGCCCUGAUGCCCAGCGCGCACGAAGGGGCCGGUGGAGGCGGCGGAGGAGGUGGCGGAGGUGGUCUGAUCUCCACCUCGGCCCAUCCGCACCCGCACUCGCACAUGCACGGCUUGACCCACCUGUCCCACCAGGCUGCUAUGAACAUGAACUCGCCACUCACCCACCACGGGCUCUUGCCGGGCCACCACGGCGGUGCGCAUCAGGGCGCGCCGGGACUCGCAAACAAUGUAAUGUCCUCUAUUAACGACUCGGACACGGACCCGAGGGAGCUGGAGGCGUUCGCGGAGCGUUUCAAACAGAGGAGAAUCAAACUCGGGGUGACUCAGGCGGAUGUGGGGGGCGCGCUGGCGAACCUCAAGAUCCCGGGCGUGGGCUCACUGAGCCAAAGUACCAUUUGUCGGUUCGAGUCUCUAACUCUGUCUCACAACAACAUGAUCGCGCUGAAGCCUAUCCUUCAGGCGUGGUUGGAGGAGGCCGAGGGCGCGCAGCGUGAAAAAAUGAGCAAGCCCGACAUUUUCAACGGGAGCGAGAAGAAGCGCAAGCGGACGUCCAUAGCGGCUCCGGAGAAAAGAUCUCUGGAGGCUUAUUUUGCUGUUCAGCCUCGACCGUCGUCGGAGAAAAUCGCGGCUAUUGCUGAGAAAUUGGACCUCAAAAAGAACGUGGUGCGAGUAUGGUUUUGCAACCAAAGACAAAAGCAAAAGAGGUUGAAAUUUUCUGCAGCUCACUGAUGGACUAUACUUCUCGAACAAAAAAUUAAUUGUUGGACUGACUUUUGGGGACCAAGGAACAUCGCUUUGGCUCUGCUGGUUUUCAAAUCCGCGUGCUCAUGACAAAUAUGAUUAUUACUGUUUUAUUCAUGUGAUCUCCUGUUUCUUUUCACUGUACCGGUGAAUGUAAAGUAUGCAAAUAACAGGUAAUCCAGAUGAACUGCAUUUCAGUUGUUGCGAGGCUUUUUAUCGUCACGAUAAAAAUUCAAACAUCAUUGUGAAAUUAGGUAAACCGAGCUUUAUUUUAGCGAGAUAUGUUUUUUAUUACCCAAUGACAUUUAUUCCAAAUGAUGAAAAAUAGCCAUUUAUGGAUUACCUCAUAUCGUUUCAUUCUAUUCUAAUUUAUUUCUUAUUUAUGAAGUUAUUUAUUUUCAGCACAUUUGUGUAUUUAUUCGUUCGUCAUAGGGAACUGCUCUAUUUUUGAUUAUUAAAUGUGUUUAUCACAACCUUACUGAUUAACUAAUGUUAUCAUUCAGUGUUUGAAAGGUUUCAUACAGAACUUAAAAAGGAGAAAGGAUACGAAAGUCUCUUUUAAUUAAUGAGUGCGAAAUAAAGGUGGCAACCACCGCUCGUAUUUGUUGAAGUUGCACUGAAAUUUACUGUUAUUUAGGUUGGUUAGAUAUAUUCAAAUGCUUUUGUAUAUAUAUAAAUAUAUAGAUACAAAUGACACUUGCUCACCGUGCAAAACUCAAUUUUCCUAAAAAUUUGUAUUCGUUUUAUUUUAUUUUUGUUGCAAAUCAGAAUUCUUCCUCUGCCGAUGGUGGCGGAUAUUAGUUAAAUCGCAUGAUUAAAAUGAGUAUACUUGCAAAGAUAAAUAAUUGUCCUACAAUAUAAUUUCGUUGGUUUGUAUACUUUGGUUUGCAGUGCAAACAUUCUAUGCAUUGAGAGAAAAAUACCAAGCACUACAUAGAGUAUCUACUGGUAGACCUUUGUGGGUGGUGUGUAAGUCACUGUUUAAUUCCUGUGUUCACAUAAAAUCACAACGUUGUUUGUCGUGGUAAUUGUCCGGGAAAAAAAGAAGCUGUGUAAGUAAUGAUUUUAUUUUGUGCACAAGUAUGUUUACAAACAGCGGCCACGUGCGCAUCACGAGACGCCUCACUCUUGUCGUACCUGUGCACCUGUCCCACAUUCUGCUGUCUUACCGUCUGAACAUCCAAACUUUUAUUUUUUAUUCUGUAAGCCAAAUCCAGCUGCAGGGACACACGUCCCGGCAAUCUUCUAAAUAAACUAUGGAAAAUUAAAGUCAAGGCUGUCAUUGGGGUGUAUUGGAUAUCUACAGCACAGACAGAGAGGUGGACCACGGUUAUUGGCAGGCCUACUGUCACACGUUUAGCUGUAUUAUAAGACGGUUGUUAUUUAGAUACACAUUAAGAAUAAAUGCAUUCCUGUUUAUAAUGGUUAAUGUAAGUGAAACCCAGCAUUUUCACCAUAUUUCACAUUUUCAUAGCUCUCUAAAUAUAUUCGUUUUCAAAUGGUAUUAAGUGCACAAUAAAAUUCGCA